AUGUCCAGGCUGCCUGGCGAUGUCGUCAUCGCCUCCGCCUUCAUGUCCUACGCCGGGCCCUUCCCAAGCGAGUUCAGGCUGGAGCUGGUGCGCAACACUUGGCUGCCGCAGGUCAGGGGCCUCAAUAUCCCCGCCACGGAGGGCUUCGACUUCGCGCUGUUCCUGGCCAACCCCUCGGACGUGCGGGACUGGAACAUACAGGGCCUCCCGGCUGACUCCUUUUCCACGGAGAACGGGGUCAUGGUGACCCGGGGCCGGCGGUGGCCGCUGAUGGUGGACCCCCAGGUGCAGGCCAACAAGUGGAUCAAGAACAUGGAGGGCGCCAACGGGCUGAGGGUGCUGAGCCUGAACAUGGCGGACAUGGCGAGGAAGAUGGAGGCAGCCAUACAAUUCGGGGAGCCGGUGCUGCUGCAGGACGUCAUGGAGGAGAUCGACCCCGUGCUGGAGCCCGUGCUGGCGAAGGCGUUCAUCAAACAGGGCAACCAGACGCUCAUCAAGCUCGGGGACAAGGAGGUCGACUACAAUUUCGACUUCAAGCUGUAUCUCACAACCAAGCUUGCCAACCCCCAUUACACGCCCGAGAUCUCAACCAAGGUCAUGAUCGUCAACUUCGCGGUGAAGGAGCAGGGCCUGGAGGCCCAGCUGCUCAACACGGUCGUCAAGUGCGAGAGACCCGACCUGGACAAGCAGAAGAACGACCUGGUGGUGAAGGUCGCCCAGGGCAAGCGAACCCAGGCCGAGCUGGAGGACCAGAUCUUGUUCAUGCUGUCCACCGCCACGGGCUCUCUGCUGGACAACGUGGAGCUGAUCAGCACGCUGGAUCAGUCGAAAGUGACUUGGGAGGAAGUGAACGAGUCUCUAAAAGUUGCAGAGGAGACCUCCGUGAAGAUAGAGGCCGCCUCGCAGCAGUACCAGCCCUGCGCCCUGAGGGCCUCCAUCCUGUACUUUGUGCUGAACGACCUGUCCGGCAUCGACCCCAUGUACCAGUUUUCGCUGGACGCGUACAACGACCUGUUUCUACUAUCCAUAAAAAACAGCCCCAAGAACGACAACCUCCAGGAGCGGAUCAAGCACCUCAACGACUACCACACCUACGCGGUUUACAGGUACACAGCGCGGGGUCUGUUCGAGCGCCACAAACUGCUGCUGUCCCUUCAGAUGUGCAUGCGCAUCCUUCAGUCCUCCAAGCAGAUCAACAUCGAGGAGUGGCAGUUCUUCCUCAAGGGCGGCUCCGUUCUGGACCGCUCCCUCCAGCCUCAGAACCCCGCCAGGGCUUGGCUCUCCGAGAUGGCGUGGGACAACAUCACCGAGCUGGCCAACCUGCCCAACUUCAAGGGCAUCAGCGACAGCUUCGAGGCGUCGCCCGGCGCAUGGGAGGCCUGGUACCGGGAGAACGAGCCCGAGGUGGCGGAGCUGCCCGGGGAGUGGGAGCCCAAGUGCAACGAGCUCCAGCGCAUGGUCCUGGUGCGGUCCCUGAGGCCCGACAGGGUCAUCUUCGCGGCCACGACGUACGUCGCCAACUCCCUGGGGCGGAAGUUCGUCGAGCCGCCCGUGCUGGACCUGGGCGAGACGUUCAACGACUCCACGCCCUUCUCGCCCCUCAUAUUCGUCCUCUCCCCCGGCGUGGACCCCACCGACGCCCUCAGGAAGCUGGCUCACGAGAUCGGCUUCGACGACAGGCUGUUCACCGUGGCGCUGGGCCAGGGCCAGGCGCCCGUGGCCACGCGGCUGAUCGAGGAGGGCAUGAAGGGCGGCACGUGGGUGUUCCUGGCCAACUGCCACCUGAUGACCAGCUGGCUGCCCACCCUGGACAAGAUCAUCGAGGGCAUGGAGGGGCAGCGGCCGCACGAGGACUUCCGCCUGUGGCUGUCCAGCAGCCCGUCGCCCAAGUUCCCCAUGGCCAUCCUGCAGAGGGGCAUCAAGAUGACCACGGAGCCGCCCAAGGGCCUGCGCGCCAACCUGUUCAGGUUGUACAACACCAUCACGGAGGACGGUUUCGCGGAGUGCAGGACGCAGCACAAGUACCAGAAGCUGCUGUUCUCGCUGGCUUACUUCCACAGCGUGCUCCUCGAGCGCCGGAAGUUUAGGACCUUGGGACUGAACAUCCCGUACGACUUCAACGACACCGACUUUAAGGUGUCGGAUGACCUGCUGAAGUCGUACUUGGACAGCUACGAGGAGACCCCCUGGGACGCCCUGAAGUACCUCAUCGCCGAGGCCAACUACGGCGGCAGGGUCACGGACGAGCUGGACCGCCGCGUCCUCAACAGCUACCUCAGCAAGUUCUACUGCGAGGCGGCGCUGGCCAAGUCCAACUACCCCCUGUCCCCCCUGCCCACCUACUACAUUCCCGACAACGGCAGCCUGCAGAUCUUCAAGGACUACAUCGUCACCUUGCCGGCGACGGACAGGCCGGAGGCCUUCGGCCAGCACCCCAACGCCGAGAUUUCGUACCUGCGGGAGGACAGCAAGAUCGUGCUGGACUGCCUGCUGUCGCUGCAGCCGGCGUCCGCCGGCGGUGGCGGCGCCGUGAGCAGGGAGGAGCUUGUGCUGGGCAUCGCGCAGGACCUGCUGGAGCAGGUGCCCGCGCCGUUCAACCUGGAGGAGGUGAUGAAGAGGAAGGCGGAGGACCCGUCUGCGCUGCACGUCGUGCUGUUCCAGGAGGUCGAGCGGUACAACAUCCUUCUGGUGAAGGCCCGCCACUCGUGCCGUGAGCUCAUCAAGGGCAUCAAGGGCCUGGUGGUCAUGUCCGCCGACCUGGACCUCGUCUUCGACGCCCUCUUCAACGCGCGCGUGCCGGCGGCCUGGCUGAAGACGUACGCCUCCCUCAAGCCCCUGGGCUCGUGGACGAGGGACCUGCUGAUGCGCGUCGAGCAGCUGGCCAGGUGGGUGGAGGACACCUACCCCAAGGUGUACUGGCUCUCCGGCUUCACCUACCCAACGGGCUUCCUAACGGCCGUCCUGCAGACGACCGCCAGGCGGAGCUCCAUACCCAUUGACACGCUGUCCUUCGAGUUCAGCAUCGUGAACCUGACGGAGAAGGAGAUUCUUCAAGCGCCCAAGGACGGAGUGUAUGUCAAGGGGAUGUUUCUGGAGGGGGCGGGGUGGGACGCGGAGAACGGGUGCUUGUGCGAGCCCCAGCCCAUGGAGCUGGUGGUGCCCAUGCCCAUCGUGCUGUUCCGGCCGGCCGAGAACAAGAAGAAGUCGCAGAAGGGCGUGUACGUGUGCCCGCUGUACAUGUAUCCCAUCCGCACGGGCAGCCGGGAGAGGCCCUCGUUCAUGAUCAACGUGGAUCUGAAAUCCGGGCUAGCGGAUCCGGACCAUUGGAUCAUGAGGGGCACUGCCCUGCUGCUGUCGCUGGCCACUUGA
Ostreobium quekettii is the source of this 3369-nucleotide messenger RNA. NCBI's taxonomy places the organism in Eukaryota, Viridiplantae, Chlorophyta, Ulvophyceae, Bryopsidales, Ostreobiaceae. The record is from the annotation of a GenBank genome assembly.